Messenger RNA from Branchiostoma belcheri (Belcher's lancelet), 1281 nucleotides. Its product is annotated as ribonuclease H1-like. The record is from RefSeq and is a predicted model, not a curated record. Bases 107 to 1093 code for a protein of 328 amino acids. Lineage: Eukaryota; Metazoa; Chordata; Leptocardii; Amphioxiformes; Branchiostomatidae. Gene Ontology annotation, molecular function: RNA-DNA hybrid ribonuclease activity; magnesium ion binding; nucleic acid binding. The transcript has 8 exons. Gene Ontology annotation, biological process: DNA replication, removal of RNA primer.
CUUUCACCUUUCGUCCGCGGCAUUUGUGUGUAUCAUGGCGGCUGAAACAUCGACAGCGACUUUUGUGGGAGAUUUCUCCUCUGUUUUGUAACCAUUGCCAUGUGAUAUGUUCAAUUUGCUUCUGAGAAUAGGAACGGCAAUACUUAGGGACCAAAUGUCAGGCUCGCAGGCUUUCUAUGCUGUUAGGAACGGGCGGAACCCGGGUGUUUACCGGACAUGGGAUGAGUGCCGGGACCAGGUAAACAAGUACUCCAAUGCGCAGUUCAAGAAGUUCAGGACCCAGGAGGAAGCCUAUCAGUUUAUGUCAUCACAGGGUGGCAGGGCCUCUUCUUCUGCGACAUCCACAUACAGACAUGCGCCCGCAGCUUCUCCAUCUUCCUCCUACACAGCAGCUUCUUCAUCUUACUCCUACCAAGGAGGCUCUUCCUCCUACUCAGGCAGGCGCUCAGGCUACCAGGCAAGGCCCUUUCCUUACAUGCGAAAGAGAUCUUUGUCACCUGCUGCCUCCGUACAAGCAGCCUCCAUUGACAUUGAACACCAGAGUCCAAAAAGAGCCAGAUACGUGGACACCAACUUCAACGAGAGAGAGAGUACUAGUAUCAGUGGCUUCACAUAUAAAGAUGGUGCAGCGGUGGUGUACACAGAUGGUUGCUGCACUGACAAUGGCUUCCAUGGUGCUAGUGCAGGAAUAGGUGUCUACUGGGGGCCCGGGCAUGAAAGAAACGUAAGCGCCAAAUUACCUGGACGACAGACAAACAACAGAGCAGAGAUCCAUGCAGCACGUCAAGCCAUUGAGUCUGCUAAAGAGAUGGGCUUGGCAAAGAUCAGUCUGCACACGGACAGCCAGUUCCUCAUCAAUGGUGUAACAAAAUGGAUUCACGGCUGGAAGAAAAACGGUUGGAAGUUAUCCACAGGGAAACCUGUCCAGAACAAGGAAGACUUCCAGAGCCUGGACUCGGCACUGCAGGGUAUAGAUGUGCAGUGGGUUCACGUGAGGGGACAUGUCGGCAUCCCUGGGAACGAAGCUGCAGACGGUCUGGCCAGGGAAGGAUCACGCAAGUCUCUGGAAGAUAGGGGAGCUCUGCGCAACUGAGAUCUCGUGCAUUUUCUACAAGGAUUAUCGUAUAUUUGCCAUACUUAACUAUAUCACGAAGUUCCUUCCACUUUGUUGCAAUGUUAGUUUAUAUUUUGCCUUUGUUCCACGUGUUUCAAAAAGUCUGUCCCAGUGACAAAGGAGACGUAAACAGGCUUUAUUUAUAUUAAAAGUUGACCACUGAGCAU